UUUUGUGACUACUAGGGAUACACAUUCGCCAUUUUAGUAAUGCUUCAUAGACAUAUAUGUCCGUCUCUCUAUACAAUACGAAUAACUUAAUCAAUUUUCUACCAUAAGAACUUCCCGGCAUAAUAGGCAUACCCGGAAAAGUCGCAGCAAUUGUUUGAAUUUGUAGAGAGAGAAAGGAACGGAAAAAAUGGGGGUUGUAAAGAUCUGGAACGCCAUGGAAGUUGCAGAGGGAGCUCGCGAGACUACCAGCUCAGAAAUUCACUCAUCGUCUCUCACCAUCGACCACUCUCUCUCUCUUCCCCAAAUGACACCUCGCAUAAUAGAGCUAUGCAAAGAUCUGUUCAAGCAAUGGUCGAAUUUGGACAAUUCACACUUCUCUCUCGAUACAAUCUCCGGAGGCAUCACAAAUCUAUUACUGAAGGUAUCCAUAAGGGAAGAAAAUGGAAACACAGUAAAUAUGACGCUUAGAUUGUAUGGACCCAAUACUGAAUAUGUCAUCGAUCGUGAACGGGAAUUGCAGGCCAUUGGAUAUCUUUCAGCUGCAGGAUUUGGUGCCAAGUUGCUUGGAGUUUUUGGAAAUGGCAUGGUGCAAUCAUUUAUCAAUGCACGGACACUAACUCCAUUAGAUAUGAGAAAGCCAAAGCUGGCUGCUGAAAUUGCAAAGCAACUUCGAAAAUUCCAUCAGGUGGAAGUUCCAGGCUCGAAAGAACCUCAGCUAUGGAAUGAGAUCUUCAAGUUCUUCAAAAAAGCAUCUGGUCUAAAAUUUGAUGAUAAUGAGAACCAGAGGAAGUAUGAGACAGUCUCAUUUAAAGAAGUUCACACUGAAGUUAUGGAGCUCAAGGAAUUGACAAGCCUUCUUAAUGCUCCUGUGGUCUUUGCUCACAAUGAUUUACUUUCUGGGAAUUUGAUGCUUAAUGAUGAUGAAGAGAAACUCUACUUCAUUGAUUUUGAGUAUGGAUCAUACAAUUACAGAGGUUUUGACAUUGGAAACCACUUUAAUGAAUAUGCUGGCUAUGAUUGUGACUACAGCUUAUAUCCGAAUAAGGAUGAACAGUAUCAUUUCUUCAGACACUAUUUAGAACCUGAAAAGCCGAACGAGGUAUCUGAAAAAGAUCUGGAAGCACUUUAUGUUGAGACAAAUACUUUCAUGUUAGCUUCACACUUGUAUUGGGCUCUAUGGGCUUUAAUCCAGGCAAAGAUGUCCCCGAUCGAUUUUGAUUAUCUCAGUUAUUUCUUUCUGCGAUACAACGAAUACAAAAAGCAGAAGGAUGAGUGCAUCUUGCUGGCGCAAGCUUACCUCUCAGGAUCCGGGACUGGUUGAAAUCUGUCAUUUUAGGUGUCACUUGUAUGUUUUUGUACUUCCAUUUAUUUUGGAGAGCUAUGUGAGUCUCUCUGAUUAGAUACGAUUGUAAAAUAUUCUUUUGUAGCAAAUUAAUAGAAUAAGAGGAAAAAAUUUAGACAAACAGUUGUGAUAUUCAGGAGUAUGAAAUUUGUAUUUGAUCAAUAAUUCCUUUGCUUUUGUUCUUGGUA
This is a messenger RNA of Cornus florida, 1530 nucleotides long. RefSeq names its product probable ethanolamine kinase. The coding region runs from base 188 to 1321 and encodes 377 amino acids. The record is from RefSeq and is a predicted model, not a curated record. Gene Ontology annotation, biological process: phosphatidylcholine biosynthetic process; phosphatidylethanolamine biosynthetic process. Gene Ontology annotation, molecular function: ethanolamine kinase activity; choline kinase activity. The transcript is spliced from 11 exons. Gene Ontology annotation, cellular component: cytoplasm. NCBI's taxonomy places the organism in Eukaryota, Viridiplantae, Streptophyta, Magnoliopsida, Cornales, Cornaceae.